Gongylonema pulchrum is the source of this 540-nucleotide messenger RNA. NCBI's taxonomy places the organism in Eukaryota, Metazoa, Nematoda, Chromadorea, Rhabditida, Gongylonematidae. The record is from the annotation of a GenBank genome assembly.
AUGAGAGCUCGAGACUCAGCGGGCUAUGAAGAGGCGCUGCACGCAAAGAUGAAUAUUAUCGAAUCAAACGAGAUAUUUCGUAUAAUACAUCUUGUAUUCGUCUACACCAUUGGUCCCUUAUCUCUAACUCUCAAUGCUUUGCUGCUUUAUAUGAUUUUCACAAAAACACCGGUGAAAUUUAAUGAGUUCGCGUUUCUGAAGGCAAAUAUUGCCGUUAUGGCCAUCGUUCGCGCGCUGAUAACGAUGCUGUUACAGAGCAGGGCUAUAUCGCUUCCGGAUUUUCUUGCGGAAGCAUUUGGCCCGGUGAGAUAUAUUGGUACUCCGUCGACAGCGAGCCAAAUCUCUCACAUCCUGUUCUGGCUGAAUAUGUCCUUAUCGACUCUAACAUUAAUUAAUAUAACUAUUAUGUUUGGUGUCCAGCACUGGGCUCUCACCAGUACCACCCCCAUUCACGAACUGAAGUUUAUUCGAAUUUUUCUCAUCUCUACAUACAUCUUUGCUUUUUCACAAGCAGUAUGUUUAUUUAUUUUGCUAGCAUAA